Messenger RNA from Ananas comosus (pineapple), 1114 nucleotides. RefSeq names its product putative ripening-related protein 4. NCBI's taxonomy places the organism in Eukaryota, Viridiplantae, Streptophyta, Magnoliopsida, Poales, Bromeliaceae. The transcript has a single exon. The record is from RefSeq and is a predicted model, not a curated record. Bases 310 to 870 code for a protein of 186 amino acids.
UAUGUAAAUUAACCUUUAUAUUUUAUAAAUAUAUAUAUAUUUAUUAUUUAAUAUUUUUAUACAGCUUCAUAUAAAAUCAUCCAUCUAUUUUAAUACUUUACAUAGUUCCAAAGGGGCGCUUAGUGGCGAGUGGCAAAGGUGGCCCAGCCACUUCCAAAUUUCCAAUGCCGUGGCACAACACACCCAAAAAAAAAAAAAAAAAAAAACUUCGCUUUCACCCGCCUCGGUUCACACCAAACUGUGUCUAUAAAUUGAUCCAAACAACACACACUAUGCGUACGCACAGCUUGAUCGGUCGAUCGAUCAGCCAUGGCCAAUUCUCUUCUUGCAUUCGCCACCCUACUACUUCUUCUAUCUGCUGCUGCUGCCGUCGCGUCCGGACAUCGGACCAGAUCCUGCCGCGUAAGCGGCCAAUUACGCGGCAAGUCCGGCAGGUGCAACCGCGAAAACUACUCGGACUGCUGCGUGCCGGGCAAGCUCUACCCGCAGUACCGCUGCUCCCCUCCGGUCACCGCGCGGACCCCCGCGACCAUGACGCUGAACAGCUUCGCCAGGGGCGGGGACGGCGGGGGCCCGUCGGAGUGCGACAACAAGUACCACCCCGACCACGAGAUGGUGGUCGCGCUGUCGACCGGCUGGUUCGACCGCUCCAGCCGCUGCCUCAAGAACAUCCGCAUCGCCGCCGCCAACGGCCGCUCCGUGCUCGCGAAGGUCGUCGACGAGUGCGACUCCGUGCACGGCUGCGACGAGGAGCACGACUUCCAGCCGCCGUGCCCGAACAACGUCGUGGACGCCUCGCCGGCCGUGUGGAAGGCGCUCGGGAUCCCCAAGGAGGUCGGCGAGCAUCGCAUCACCUGGUCGGACGUUUGAUCCCCCAUUUGAAGUAACGUCGAUCGACCGACGAUAAGAUUAAUAAUUGAAAAAUAAAUAAAAAUGGGGAACGUUUAUGUACGAGUUUAAUAUGCGCUAUAUAUAUAUGUGUAUGAGUGUGUCGCAUGCAUGCAAGAUCAACGUCUCUCUUGUCACGUAUGUGCAUGCCGCUGUUUAAGGGUCAGGCCCAGAAAUCUAUCUUUGGAGGGCCAAAUUACAAUAAAAAAUAUAUUAAUUAAGUGAU